AUGAAGAACUGUGUCUUAACUGGUGGGGACCUGUGUGAUAAUGAUACUGGUGGGGACCUGUGUGAUGAUGAUAUACUCAUCUCGUACAUGUCCUUGAGUCUGGACCGUUUGGUUAGCAUCCUAGAGCGGUUCCUUCAGAGCGGUCCUCUGACAGUCCUACUGUGGUCCCGCUGUCAGGUGACUGGUCCGCGACUGGUGGCUCUGCCUGACCUGACUGCCAACCAGUUGCACCACCACAACAAGACCCUCUUCCUCCCCCAGCUGUACAACCUACUACUGGCCAGAGGAAUGCUCACCCCGCUGGAGAGAACCUGCCAGGCUCUGAGAGAUGGAAAAUACUGCUCCCUGACGUUUUUCGCCAAGGCACUGGGCAAGGCCUGUGUUCAGGGACAGGUAUUUGGGGUUAUGGCCCCUCGCCUCUCCUCCUGCACGCGUUCAGACAUGGUGUGGCAGAGGCUGUGCUAGAAGCCGUUGGAGAGUGUGCUCACUGGGCUGGUGCAGGCUGUCAAUAGGCCUGAUGCUCUGUCCAGGAUCAUGGAGAACCUGGUGUUGAAGAACAAAAAGGCCCAGUUUGUCAUCACCUGUAAACUGCUGCUGCUCCAAUACAAGUAUGAGACUCAUGUGUUAAGGAUUCUUCUCGGCUACCUGGCACAGGAUAGUGAGAGAAGGUCAUUACUUAUAUAG
This is a messenger RNA of Oncorhynchus nerka (sockeye salmon), 684 nucleotides long. RefSeq names its product TEL2, telomere maintenance 2, homolog (S. cerevisiae) (gene telo2). Gene Ontology annotation, cellular component: cytosol. Gene Ontology annotation, biological process: telomere maintenance via telomerase; protein stabilization. Gene Ontology annotation, molecular function: telomeric repeat DNA binding; Hsp90 protein binding. The record is from RefSeq and is a predicted model, not a curated record. Lineage: Eukaryota; Metazoa; Chordata; Actinopteri; Salmoniformes; Salmonidae.